AUGGCGACACUAGAGGAGUUGCAAAAGACCGUCGAGGAACUGCUCGCACGCAACACGAGGCUAGAGAGUGAGCUACAGGCACGGACUACAUGCGCGGACGCCGUCGCUAACUUGGCCGACAGGGUGCACGACGCGCUGACAACGGCGCCUAGCACCGCGGCUGCGGCAGCUUACGACUCCGUCCCCCCACCUCCGUGGCGGCCAGCGCCUCCCGCACCCGCAUCGGAUGCCGACCUGCACCAGCUAGUGCAAAACUUGACCGCGCAGGUGGCAGCUCUCUCGACGCAAGUCGACCGGUUGGCGCGCUCGCAGCAAGAGGGCAGUGCGCGCCGCAGCGGCAGCAGACCGGGCGACAGGCGGCGUGGCUCGCGCAGCCGGCAACGCAGCAACAGCCGCUCCAACGAAGAUCUGUUCACGGACGACACGCCCUCCGCCAGCGGUCAGACGGAACCCGCACCCGGAGCCGCCGGUGACGCACAGCUGCAGCCUGCUGUCAUCGCGCCGCCACGUGCGCCUCCCUCCACCACGCCCAGGCAGCUGGUACGGCCGCCCGGACCGCGCCCACCACAGGCGCACCGGUCGCCCCCACCACAGCCGCCAGCGGACUACGUCACGCGCGCCGCCCGCCGCGUCCGAUUCAAACGGCCGUGCUGUAGACCCGACCUCCAGCUGCAAGUGCCUUCGGCCGGUAACUCCAGUCGAGCGUUCGUCACAGCUCCUGGACCCGCGUUCGCGUCUUAUGCCUCCGCCGCGUCGGGCGUUGAGGCCGGAUCGGCACCCGCGCCAGCUUACCUCAUUCGCGUCUCCGUCGAGCUCCGGACAUCGCGCACCACACCGUCCGGCUUGUCCGUAGUAGCUCCCGGACCCGCGUUCGAGUUCCGACGCCGCCAGCGCGAGGACACGCCCACCGCACGCUCGCCGGUCCGGCGCGCUGACGUCACGGGCCGCCGCCCUUCCGACGCCGACCGACCCCCGCCAAAGCUGCCGCACUGCCAUCACGCAGUGCACGAACUUUAA
Molecule: messenger RNA, 1017 nt
Organism: Schistocerca americana (American grasshopper)
Lineage: Eukaryota; Metazoa; Arthropoda; Insecta; Orthoptera; Acrididae
Product: gametogenetin-like
Exons: 4
Coding region: 1-1017 (338 amino acids)
Source: RefSeq, a predicted model, not a curated record